CCAGCCCAGGAUGUUGCAUCACAGGCGGGCGUGGGCGCGCCGCCGCCCCGCUCUUGUGUCCCAGGUGCAGCCGGAGACCGAGGAAGAGGAGGCGGCGGAGGCGGAGGCGGGAGCGGGCGGCGAUGGACAGCCAGGGGCGCCGCGUGGUGGUCUGCGACAACGGCACCGGGUUCGUCAAGUGUGGCUACGCGGGGUCCAACUUCCCCGAGCACAUCUUCCCGGCGCUGGUGGGGCGCCCCGUCAUCCGCUCCACCGCCAAAGUCGGGAACAUUGAGAUCAAGGACCUGAUGGUGGGGGACGAGGCGAGCGAGCUGCGCUCGGUGCUGGAGGUGGGCUACCCCAUGGAGAACGGCAUCGUGCGCAACUGGGAGGACAUGCGGCACCUGUGGGACUACACCUUCGGGCCCCAGAAGCUCGGCCUCGACCCCCGCGAAUGCAAGAUCCUGCUCACCGAGCCCCCCAUGAACCCCACCAAGAACCGGGAGAAGAUCGUCGAGGUGAUGUUCGAGACCUACCAGUUCGAGGGCGUCUACAUUGCCAUCCAAGCCGUGCUCACGCUCUACGCCCAGGGGCUGCUGACGGGCGUGGUGGUGGACUCUGGGGACGGCGUGACGCACAUCUGCCCGGUCUACGAGGGCUUCUCUCUGCCGCACCUCACGCGCCGGCUGGACAUCGCCGGGCGGGACAUCACGCGCUACCUCAUCAAGCUGCUGCUCCUGCGCGGCUACGCCUUCAACCACUCGGCCGACUUCGAGACCGUGCGCAUGAUGAAGGAGAAGCUCUGCUACGUGGGGUACAACAUCGAGCAGGAGCAGAGGCUGGCCCAGGAGACCACGGUGCUGGUGGAGUCCUACGCGCUGCCGGACGGCCGGGUGAUCAAGGUGGGCGGGGAGCGCUUUGAGGCCCCCGAGGCCUUGUUCCAGCCCCACCUCAUCAACGUGGAGGGAGUCGGGGUGGCGGAGCUGCUUUUCAACACCAUCCAGGCCGCCGACAUCGACACCCGGAGCGAGUUCUACAAGCACAUUGUCCUUUCGGGGGGCUCCACCAUGUACCCCGGGCUGCCCUCCCGCCUGGAGCGCGAGAUCAAGCAGCUCUACUUGGAGCGCGUGCUCAAGGGAGACGUGGAGAAGCUCUCGAAAUUCAAGAUCCGCAUCGAGGACCCUCCUCGCCGGAAGCACAUGGUGUUCCUGGGGGGGGCGGUGCUGGCGGACAUCAUGAAGGACAAGGAGGGCUUCUGGCUCCAGCGGUCCGAGUACCUCGAGAGGGGCACCCGCGUCCUGGAGAAGCUGGGCGUCACCGUCCGAUAGGAGCCCCCCCGGACCCCCGGACCCCCCCCCCCACCGCGAUACAUUCCAGCCCCCCUUCGGUCUCUCUCUCUCUCUCUCUCUCUCUCUCGGCAGAUAUUACGCUUCUGUUUUGUGCGCAUGCGUCAUGUUUGGGAUCAAUGCGAGAAACAAACGGAUAGUCCCAAAACUACCCCAUUUCUGGUCCCAGCAUAAUCUAUACACAUAAUAAAAGGGAAAAUAUGUACAA
Anolis carolinensis (green anole) is the source of this 1533-nucleotide messenger RNA. Its product is annotated as actin-related protein 2-B-like. Gene Ontology annotation, biological process: Arp2/3 complex-mediated actin nucleation. Lineage: Eukaryota; Metazoa; Chordata; Lepidosauria; Squamata; Anolidae. The transcript is spliced from 9 exons. The record is from RefSeq and is a predicted model, not a curated record. Bases 123 to 1307 code for a protein of 394 amino acids. Gene Ontology annotation, molecular function: actin filament binding. Gene Ontology annotation, cellular component: actin cortical patch; Arp2/3 protein complex.